UUCCGUUUUCGUUGGUGCGGGGGAUGUAAAAGAUGUAAAUAAACCCUAGCGUUUCUUUCCUGCCCCUGUUUCUUCUCUCUGUAAAACAGCUGCAACCCAUCCAAAACCCCUCCAAGAAACCGUAGCGUUUGGGCAUUGGCCAUGGGCGUCGCCCUGGACUCUUCCGUCGACCCUCCUGGCAACGACAAGCAACGGUUUACAAAGGGAAGGCAAGCUCCUAAGUCAGCCAUUGAUAUGGAAUUCCUCGCCGCUCCUAUCAAAUCCGCCAAGGACAAAUUCGCGCUCGUCCCGGAAUUUCUAAAGGUGAGGGGGUUGGUAAAGCAGCACUUAGACUCGUUUAAUUACUUUGUGAACACGGGAAUCAAGAAAAUUGUUCGUGCCAAUAAUCGGAUUGAGUCGGAGAUCGAUCCAACUAUUUAUCUCGAGUUCAAAGAUAUCUAUGUCGAUAAGGCCUCGGUGAUGUCAAUGGGUAAAACUGAUGAUAUUUCUCCCAAUACAUGCCGCUUAUCUGAUAUGACGUAUGCUGCACCGAUAAAGGUUGAUAUAGUGUACAUUCGAGGAAGUCAUGAUCGGAAGGAGAAAGUCGAGAGGAAAGGUGUGACUAUUGGGAGAAUGCCUAUUAUGUUACAGAGUUGCUGCUGUACUCUAUUGGGGAAAAAUGAAGCCGAGCUUGCAAAACUGGGUGAGUGCCCCCUGGAUCCCGGAGGAUAUUUUAUCAUCAAAGGGAAUGAGAAGGUGCUUUUGAUGCAGGAACAACUCUCGAAAAACAGGAUUAUCAUUGAUAUGGACAAGAAAGGGAACUUUAAUGCAUCUGUUACAAGCAGCUCAGAGAGAAUCAAAAGUAAAACCGUUAUUCAGAUGGAAAAUCAGAGGAUCUAUUUGAUACUUAACCAAUUUGCCAAAAAGAUUCCUAUUAUGGUGGUCAUGAAGGCUUUGGGAAUGACGAGUGAUCAAGAAGUUGUGCAGAUGGUUGGUAGAGAUCCGCGGUAUGGUUCCUUGCUAAUGCCAUCUUUGGAGGAUUGUGCAAAGGAAGGUAUAUACACACAAGAGCAAGCCUUGGACUACCUUGAGUCAAAGCUGAAGCGGUUUAAUUUUUCCGGUUCUUCAUCCGAGAAGGAUAGUGCUAGAGUAAUGAAACUUCUUCGAGAUGUGUUUCUUGCGAACGUUAUGUGUCAGAAUGAUUUUCGUCCUAAAUGCGUAUAUGUUGCUGUAAUGUUGAGACGCAUAAUGGAUGCAGUUUUAAAUAAAGAUGCAAUGGAUGACAAGGAUUAUGUUGGUAACAAGCGGAUUGAGUUGUCUGGUCAGUUAAUCUCUCUUCUGUUUGAGGAUCUGUUCAAGACGAUGAUUACUGACAUUAAAAAGAUAGGAGACAAUAUAUUAUCAAAGCGUAGCAGGAGUAGCGCUUUUGACUUUGCACAGCAGCUUACAAGUGAUAGAAUUACAAAUGGGCUAGAAAGGACCUUAUCCACUGGAAACUUCAACAUAAAACGGUUCAAAAUGGACAGUAAAGGUAUGUCACAGGUCCUAUUUAGGUUAUCCUACAUAGGGUGUCUGGGCCAUAUGACCAGAGUCAAGCCACAAUUUGAGAAGACACGAAAAGUAAGUGGACCUAGAGCCUUGCAACCUAGCCAGUGGGGAAUGCUUUGCCCUUGCGACACUCCAGAAGGUGAGCAAUGUGGACUGGUUAAAAACUUGUCUUUGAUGGCUCAUGUGACAACUGAUGAAGAGGAGGGCCCAUUAAUGUCUCUAUGCAAGUGUUUGGGUAUUGAAGGCCUGGAAAUACUAUCAGCCGAGGAGGUUCACUCACCGUAUUCUUUUCUGGUUUUCUUCAAUGGAAACAUCCUUGGAAAGCAUAAGAAGCCACAUCACUUUGCCAACGCAUUGAGAAAGUUGCGUAGAGCUGGAAAGAUUGGGGAGUUUGUAAGUGUCUUCGUCAAUGAGAAACAGCGUAGUGUUUACAUUGCCUCUGAUGGUGGUCGAGUUUGUCGUCCACUAGUUAUUGCUGACAGGGGCGUACCAAGGGUCAAAGAACAUCAUAUGCAGGAGUUGAAGGAUGGAGUACGCACUUUUAAUGAUUUUUUAACUGAUGGGCUGAUUGAGUAUCUUGAUGUUAAUGAGGAGAACAAUGCUCUGAUUGCUCUAUAUGAAAACGAGGCAACAACAGAAACAACCCAUAUUGAAAUAGAGCCUUUCACCAUCUUAGGUGUUAUUGCUGGGCUAAUUCCAUAUCCUCAUCACAAUCAGUCGCCUAGAAAUACGUACCAGUGUGCUAUGGGAAAGCAAGCAAUGGGAAAUAUUGCUUAUAAUCAGCUACAAAGAAUGGACAUGCUUUACCUUCUGGUGUAUCCUCAACGGCCAUUGUUGACAACGAAGACAAUUGAGUUGGUGGGCUUUGAUAAACUUGGAGCCGGGCAAAAUGCAACUGUUGCUGUGAUGAGCUAUAGUGGCUAUGACAUAGAGGAUGCAAUAGUCAUGAACAAGGCAUCUCUGGAUCGUGGUUUUGGUCGUUGUAUUCUAAUGAAAAAAUUUUCUGGCACGCUUCAAAAAUAUGAAAAUGAUGCACGUGACAGGAUAGCAAGGCCCUAUAGGGAUGGACCUGAUGCUGGAAGGAUGCGGGCGCUGGACAACGAUGGACUUGCUGCACCUGGAGAAAUUAUUAGAAAUAAUGACAUUCUAAUGAAUAAACAGGUUCCUCAAGUCACGAGAGGGCCGCAGAUUUCCCCAAGCCAACUAAAUAUUCCAUAUGGAAAUGCUCCGGUGUCUUACAAGGGACCUCAUGGAGAAUCUUGUGUGGUUGAUAAAGUGACCCUCUCUUCUGAUAAACAUAAUAAUUUAUGUUCCAAGUUCUUAAUUCGGCAUACUCGUAGACCGGAAGUUGGUGACAAGUUCAGUAGCAGACAUGGGCAGAAAGGUGUUUGUGGUACCAUUGUCCAGCAGGAAGAUUUCCCUUUUUCUGAACGUGGCAUUUGCCCUGAUUUAAUUAUGAACCCUCAUGGGUUUCCAAGUCGAAUGACUGUAGGCAAGAUGAUAGAACUUCUUGGGAGUAAAGCAGGAGUGUCAUGUGGCAGGUUUCAUUAUGGCAGUGCCUUUGGUGAACCAAGUGGUCAUGCAGACAAGGUUGAAGAUAUAAGUGAAACGCUCGUGAGGAUGGGGUUUAGUUACGACGGCAAGGACUUGAUUUACUCAGGUAUCACAGGCUGCCCUUUACAGGCAUAUAUAUUCAUGGGACCAAUUUACUACCAGAAGUUAAAGCAUAUGGUUCUAGAUAAAAUGCAUGCACGGGGUAGUGGUCCUCGAGUUAGUCUAACUAGGCAACCUACUGAGGGAAAAGCCCGUAAUGGAGGACUACGAGUCGGAGAAAUGGAGCGUGAUUGUUUGAUUGCUUAUGGUGCUAGUAUGUUGCUUUAUGAGCGCCUGAUGCUGUCGAGUGAUCCUUUUGAAGUUCAUGUUUGCAAAGAGUGUGGUUUGUUGGGAUAUUACAGCCAUAAGCUGAAAACUGGAAUUUGUUCCUCGUGCAAAACUGGGGAUAAAAUGUAUACUGCAAAGAUGCCGUAUGCUUGCAAGCUCUUGAUUCAAGAACUCCAGUCGAUGAACAUUGUUCCUCGCAUAAAACCGGAAGAGCUUGAAAAGGAAUGAAGUUAUAGGUUAUGGCUUCUCUUGACACCGCGGAGUCUGCAACGUACAAACUACCAGUCAAUCAUGCAGAACUUCCUUCGACGCUCAUUCGAAGGUGAUGGAAUUUUUUUUUCUUUUUUGUUAGCAUGUCCAUUGCAAAGGAAGAACCAACAUUUCAGUAUUAUUUUUGUUAAUUUCUUUUGUGAUAUUAUCAUCGUAUCAAAUAAAAACAACAUGAAGUAUACAGGGUA
This is a messenger RNA of Pyrus x bretschneideri (Chinese white pear), 3866 nucleotides long. Its product is annotated as DNA-directed RNA polymerase III subunit 2. The transcript has 3 exons. Bases 142 to 3636 code for a protein of 1164 amino acids. NCBI's taxonomy places the organism in Eukaryota, Viridiplantae, Streptophyta, Magnoliopsida, Rosales, Rosaceae. The record is from RefSeq and is a predicted model, not a curated record. Gene Ontology annotation, molecular function: DNA binding; ribonucleoside binding; DNA-directed RNA polymerase activity. Gene Ontology annotation, biological process: DNA-templated transcription. Gene Ontology annotation, cellular component: RNA polymerase III complex.